Messenger RNA from Cucurbita moschata (crookneck pumpkin), 1944 nucleotides. RefSeq lists its product as uncharacterized. The coding region runs from base 659 to 1681 and encodes 340 amino acids. The transcript has 11 exons. NCBI's taxonomy places the organism in Eukaryota, Viridiplantae, Streptophyta, Magnoliopsida, Cucurbitales, Cucurbitaceae. Gene Ontology annotation, molecular function: cysteine-type deubiquitinase activity. The record is from RefSeq and is a predicted model, not a curated record. Gene Ontology annotation, biological process: protein deubiquitination.
AUGAUUUAUGACGUCAAAUUCAUCAAUGGCCAUCUUUCGCCUUCAAAUUGAAUUGAAAUUGAAGCAAAACCCAUAUUGUUUAUAUCCCAUAAUCAAGAAUUUUUCAAUCAAAAGCCGCAAAGGGUCGGCCACAACCAACCCAACAAAUCUCAGUCGCUUGAUUUUCCACCAUCCAUUCGAAAUCCAAUCUCAUCCGUUCUUCGCCGCCUCCGUUCUUUGACCAUCGCCGAUCUCCACCGUCAAAUCCGACCUCUGAAAUUAACACCCAUGAUUUCUUGAUUACGGGGUUUAUCAUUCUUUUUUUCUUAAACUAGAAUCCCAUCACAUCAAUCGUUGAAGUAUUAGCAUGAAACUUGGCAGCCAUAGCCAGUUCUUUUGAACAAACUCGCUCGAAAGGGCGUUUAAACGGCUCGAAAGGGCGACUAUACUGUAUAGAUAGAUGUAUAUGGAUUCAUAUGGCAUGAGUUUCGACUGUUUGUUUUAAUUUAUUGAUUUCUGUUAUUUUGCCCAUUUUCAUUUUCAAUGCGUUCAUCGUCAUCCUUGGUGCUGAUUAACUUUCCGUAAUUGCUCCCUGACCUGUGAACCUCUUAUUUCCUGUUCUACCCACCUUGUUCAUUCGAGCUAAAACGGAGUUUUCGUUCGUGGCUGCGAAUUCAAGAUGGUUCCUUCUGGUUAUGAAGCGGAUGUUAUUGGGUGGGGUCGUCGUCUUUUUGAUGAUGAUUCAGUUUUUAAUUCUGGGUAUUACGGUGAGAUGACAACCGUAGAUGACCAUUACCCUGGGAAUUAUUACAGAGAUCAUUACAAUUUAGAACACAAUUCUGUGGAGAAUGAUGAGAUUAUUGCUAGAACUCUGCAAGAAAACUUGUCACAGUUAUCAAUUACAGACUCCUCUAGAUACCCAGUUGAAAGAGAGGAGCCAUUGCAAGGAUCCAUGUAUACAAUUGGUUGGCAUAAUUCAUUUCCUAGGAAUAACAAUUCAGUUCCUAUUGUAGAGAGUAUUUCUUCUCCUGAGGAAGAUUUUGAAACUCAUGAUCCUCCCAGUUCAUGUUCUAGUCUUGGGGAUGAGAACUUCUAUUCACAUGCUGUUGAUGGUGAAGAACUCUGGAGAUUCAAUCAAAUGAUUCCUGUUCCUCAUGUUCCUAGAAUUAACGGAGAGAUUCCUUCAGUUGAUGAAGCUGCUUCUGAUCAUGAAAGGCUGCUGAACAGAUUACAAGUGUAUGACUUUGUUGAACGAAAGGUUCAAGGUGAUGGCAAUUGUCAGUUUCGUGCAUUAUCUGAUCAAUUAUAUGGAACACCUGACAAUCACGAACUCGUGAGACAGAAAGUUGUAGAUCAGCUUAUGUCACAUCCAGAGGUUUACGAGGGAUAUGUCCCGAUGGCGUAUGUUGAUUACUUGGAGAAGAUGUCCAGGAACGGUGAAUGGGGUGAUCAUGUCACAUUACAGGCAGCCGUGGAUUCGUAUGGCGUGCGAAUAUUCGUUAUAACUUCUUUCAAGGAUACCUGCUGCAUAGAGAUUCUUCCAAAUUCUCAGAAGACAAAAGGAGUAAUUUUCUUGAGUUUUUGGGCAGAGGUGCAUUACAACUCAAUUCAUCCUCAGGGAGGUAUGCCAUCAACUGGAGAUUCCCCACCCUGUGAGUUGAGAAAGAAGAAAAGAUGGUGGAAAUUUGGAAAUAAGCAUUGAAAAGCCCUGCUGCCUCAGACUCCUGAACUUCUAUUGCUCAAAUGCAUUCCUUUGUUAGUGGCUAACAUUACACAUGCCUUGAAUUAGUUAAUGACAAAAUAAAUAGACUCUUCUUUCUUUCUGUUGUCCCCUCCAUAAAAGCUUAAGCAGGGUUGUUUGCCUGUGUUAGUUUGGUUUAAUUGGAAGGGAUUUUGAGGGAGAAACGGAUUGUAAUGUGUUAUUCUUUUGAUAGAAAUGCAAGAGCAUCGAGGACCUUUUCUCUU